This is a messenger RNA of Polypterus senegalus (gray bichir), 1467 nucleotides long. Its product is annotated as transcription factor LBX1-like. The record is from RefSeq and is a predicted model, not a curated record. Gene Ontology annotation, biological process: regulation of DNA-templated transcription. The coding region runs from base 535 to 1341 and encodes 268 amino acids. NCBI's taxonomy places the organism in Eukaryota, Metazoa, Chordata, Cladistia, Polypteriformes, Polypteridae. The transcript has 2 exons. Gene Ontology annotation, molecular function: DNA binding; DNA-binding transcription factor activity, RNA polymerase II-specific.
UAAUGUGCAAGAAAAUGACAAGAGCAUAAAGCAUUAUAAUUCAACGGGGCUCCUCCUACUAGCCAUGCCUUUUAAUUAAUGGAGCUCCCAACUUGCAAAAGCUUGCAUUGGACAGAAAGAGAGUCAAAGAGUGAAAGGGAGAGGGUGAAAGUGCCACUGAAGAUAAUUGAUUACCUCCCAAUCAACAAUAACUUGUUAGCAAAAGUCAAUUGCCCCUACUCCUUAGCUUCACCAUACUGGGAGAAGCAGCUUUGUUUCUUGUACUGCAAGAGUUGCGGCCGACACAUUUUUUCAGAGGCGAGAGGAAGGAAGGCAAAAGUAGGACUACGAAAAAUACAAACUGGCAACUCCGAGGAUUCGAAUCACAGAAAGCAGAAAAGAAGCAAUUCUCGUACUUUGAGCGUCGGUUUAUCGAAUCACAUUCACUUCGCCAGCGGACUUUUGAGAUUUGGUUUGGGCUUAGGUUCUCUAAGUUGGUUUGUGAAUUUUUUGCAAAGGACCUUCGAAUAAAAUUUAAAAAAAAAAAAUUCUAAAAUGACUUCAAAAGAGGAUGCAAAGGGCUCACCGGUGCCAGAAAGACGACGGAGUCCGUUGGAUCACCUUCCACCUCCGGCAAACUCCAACAAACCUUUAACCCCAUUCAGUAUAGAAGACAUCCUUAACAAGCCUUCCGUUAGACGAAGUUACACAAUUUGUGGGACUGCUCACCUUCUCUCAGCCGCCGAGAAACACCCUCCUCCCGGUCUACCCCUGUCCAGCCGGGCAUUGCUCACACAGACCUCGCCAUUGUGUGCCCUCGAAGAGCUGGCCAGCAAGACAUUCAAAGGACUAGAAGUGAGCGUCCUUCAAGCGGCCGAAGGAAGGGACGGAUUGACAAUUUUUGGUCAGAGGAACACUCCUAAGAAACGAAGAAAGUCUCGCACCGCAUUUACAAACCACCAGAUUUAUGAACUAGAGAAGCGUUUUUUAUACCAGAAGUAUUUGUCUCCAGCUGACCGGGAUCAGAUCGCUCAACAGCUCGGGCUGACGAACGCACAAGUUAUCACCUGGUUCCAGAACCGCCGAGCUAAACUAAAGCGGGAUUUAGAAGAGAUGAAAGCGGACGUGGAGUCGGCAAAAACCAUGGGACCGAUGGAAAAACUGACCACAUUCAUAGACCUGGAACAGAACGCUUCUGGGACCAGGGGCUCGUCCCGGUCCCAAUCUCCAUCGCCUUCCAACCACGGACUCGAGACCCCAAGCAAACAUCAAAUGUCGCCAUCAUCUCCACUCACGGACCACGCCACGAGUCAAGAGGGCUCAGAGGACGAGGAGGACGUGGAAAUAGACGUGGAUGACUGAAUUUCACGCUCAAAUAACAUUAAAUCUUGAAUGACUUCUUAAAAUAAAGGAAACAAAGACAAUAUUUUAAAGCAAGCAUGGACAAUAUAUUAGAUGCUGUGCUCGGUCUACAAACUUUAGGUGUAA